This is a messenger RNA of Protopterus annectens (West African lungfish), 1506 nucleotides long. Its product is annotated as vomeronasal type-2 receptor 26-like. The coding region runs from base 1 to 1506 and encodes 501 amino acids. NCBI's taxonomy places the organism in Eukaryota, Metazoa, Chordata, Ceratodontiformes, Protopteridae. Gene Ontology annotation, cellular component: membrane. The record is from RefSeq and is a predicted model, not a curated record. Gene Ontology annotation, biological process: G protein-coupled receptor signaling pathway. Gene Ontology annotation, molecular function: G protein-coupled receptor activity. The transcript has 4 exons.
AUGACCUCAGAAGAAAGUGAGUUCAAAUCAGAAUGUGCCAAACUGUUUGACAUGUUUUGUGAAAGGGGAUACCCUGACAAGUUCAUUGACAGUAUCAAACAAGAGGUCUUACAAGGCAGAAAAACAAAAAUUAAGCCUAUUUUGGGCACAGGUAUUGUAGAGAAAAAUAUGGGACAGGCUGAUCAUUUGAAACUUGAUUUUCAGUAUAGUAAAGCCUUUGUAACCCAAUAUAGUGCAAAGUUUGGUCUUAUUAGGAAGAUUAUUAAUGAUGAGUGGGCAGUUUUCAGGGAUAUAACUGACCUUGACAAGCUCAAGAACAAAAAUGUGAACGUUGUAUACAGAAGGGGGUAUAACAUCAAGAAUAUUCUUGAACAUGAUAUUGUUGUUAACAGAUAUUCAAAUCAGCGGGCUGCCUUAUCAGAACAACUACUUAAGUGGGAUACAUUUCAUGUUUUUACCCAGGCACCACAGUCCGUAUGCAGUAAAACCUGCAGUGUGGGAUUUCGGAAAGCUAAUCGUCCAGGGCAUCCUAUUUGCUGUUUUGACUGCAUCCAAUGCUCAGAAGGAGAAAUUGCCAACCACACUGACUCCACGGAAUGUAUAAAAUGUCAAGAUGACCAUUGGCCAAAUGCCAGAGGAGAUGUCUGCAUUCCAAAGCUCACUGAGUUCCUCGCCUAUCAAAACCCCCUAGGAGUAACUUUGGCUGCUAUUUCUUGUCUCAGUGCAUUGGUUACUGUCUUUGUUCUGUUUAUAUUUGCCAAGUAUCGCAACACUCCCAUUGUAAAGGCUAACAAUCGUGCUCUCAGCUACGUCCUCCUGCUGGGCCUUGUACUUUGCUUCCUUUGCUCCUUGAUAUUCAUCGGACAGCCUACACCAGCAGUGUGCAAGAUACGCCAAGUGGCUUUUGGACUAAUUUUUGUUUUUUGUGUUUCAUGUGUGUUGUCUAAAACAACCAUUGUAAUUAUUGCAUUUAGAGCAACAAAACCAAACAACAGUAUAAACAGGUGGGUAGGACCAAAACUGCCUCCUGCAAUAAUUUUUAUCUGCAUGCUAUUUCAGGUUAUUAUCUGUAUUGUCUGGUUAAGUGUGUCACCACCUUUCUCAGAACAGAACUUCAAAUCCCAAGUUGGAAUUAUAAGUUUAGAAUGUAAUGAAGGUUCUAUUAGUGCUUUCUGGUGUAUGCUAGGAUAUAUGGGCUUUCUAUCAUGCCUGAGCUUUACAGUGGCUUUCCUCGCUAGAAAUCUGCCCGACAGCUUUAAUGAAACUAAGUUCAUAACUUUCAGUAUGUUAACGUUUGUUAGCGUUUGGCUGUCAUUCAUCCCAGCCUAUCUAAGCACAAAGGGGAAGUACAUGGUUGCUGUGGAGAUAUUUGCCAUCCUGUCUUCCAGUGCUGGCUUGCUUGGAUGUAUAUUUCUCCCUAAAUGCUAUACUAUCCUGCUGAGACCUGAUAAGAACAAGAGAGGAGUCCUUACAGGGAAACAAGCAUUUAAUAGUAAAGUUGAAUAA